Acanthopagrus latus (yellowfin seabream) is the source of this 2106-nucleotide messenger RNA. It is a transcript of the gene plekhb2, whose product is annotated as pleckstrin homology domain containing, family B (evectins) member 2. NCBI's taxonomy places the organism in Eukaryota, Metazoa, Chordata, Actinopteri, Spariformes, Sparidae. The record is from RefSeq and is a predicted model, not a curated record. Gene Ontology annotation, biological process: regulation of cell differentiation. The coding region runs from base 186 to 857 and encodes 223 amino acids. The transcript is spliced from 8 exons. Gene Ontology annotation, cellular component: membrane.
GACCGGCGCCUGUGGCUCUCCCCGGGAUGUGUCCACUCCGUUGAUUGGUCAGACUUUUUUUUUGACUCCGAGGAGGGCAUCGUCUCGUUUCUUUAAUAUCCCACUUCCGUGUUUGCUGGAGCCUAACGAAAGAAGUCAUCUUUUCUGAAAACAAAGCCUUAAAUAAUCAAGUGUUUCCCUUCAAGAUGGCUAUGGUAAAGAGUGGUUGGCUUCAUCGACAAAGUACCAUACUGCGCCGGUGGAAAAAGAACUGGUUUGACCUGUGGGCUGACGGACGCCUCGUCUUCUAUAAUGACCAACAACGGCGUGACAUGGAGGAUGACAUCCACAUGAGGGUCGACUGCAUCAACAUCCGCAACUCUGCUGCCUGUCAAGAGCUGAACCCCCCGGAGGGGAAGAAUCGCGAUGCCUUACUCCAGAUCGUGUGCAGAGAUGGACGGGUCAUCAGCCUGUGUGCAGACAGCGCAGAUGAUGCUCUGGCAUGGACCAUGGCACUGCAGGAUGCCAGAAUUAAUACGGUGGUCGCUACUCCUCAGAUCGGCUUUGCACAGGAAGUGAUGGCAUCUGCUCCUCCUCCGUACUCGGAAUAUGCUCCCCCACCUCAGGCUUACGCCCCGGGCCCAUAUGGAGACUACGCUGCACCUCCACCACAUGCUACACAGAUUGUAUACUCUGCUGAUGGGCAGCCUUAUGCUGUAGCAUAUCCUUACCAGUACCAAGGUGGGUACCCUGCUCCUGGAGUGAACCACGUUGUUAUCCGGGAACGCCAGCGUGACGACGGCGGAGACGUGGCUUUGGGCAUGCUCGCUGGAGCAGCGACCGGUCUGGCCCUCGGCUCUCUCUUCUCAGUCUUCUAGUGUUUUCAUGCACAUCUAGUAACGCACCGUUCCCCCCCUGUAUUUGCAACAUUUGGCUUCUUCUCUGCGCCAUCACAUGAGUUGGAGUGAAAUGUGUCUGUUGGGCUACUUCUAUCUAUGAAGCAUGAUUGUGAUGGACAGUGAAUUACUCCGUACGUGUCCUAUAGCCUAUAUAAAAAUAUAUAUAAAUAUAUACAGUAAAUACAGUAAGCACUUUCUUCCCACCCCGUUUGUGUUGUCUAAAUAUGAAUGUUCUUAACCAAAAAAUACAGUUACUCAGUUUUUAUUUAAAUCACAGGAAAACACUCCUUUUAUGUUAAUUUCAGGUCCUCUCAGUAUUUCAAGGUUGUUUCUGUUUCCAGAGCACGUUUGUCCUCUAUAUUUACAGAGUCAUCUAAAGAGUUAUCUGUGUACUGUACCUUUUUAGUUUGUUUUACAUGUAUUACCGCCUUUGUUGUGAAUAAUGCAGUGUUUCUCUGGCUCCUCAGGAUAUUUGUGGUGGAGGCAGACUGAGGUGGGAGUGCACACACACAAAGCAAUAAUCACUCACACUGUAGCAUUUUGACCGACCCGUUUAGCGGAAUCUGGUUGUGAAGGAUGUCCGAAGUUGUCGCCGCUCCAAAUAAGUCUUACGUUCGGGGAAACACUCGCAUUUACAUGAUGUGCUUUGAAGUGAAAAGGGACAUCACUCCUCCUUACUCUGUUAUUUAUGUUUUUUUCUUUUUCAUUGGCAGCUGUUGAAUCACACUUCGCAUUUGAUUUGAAGCGCUUUUGAAGUGAUAUUUUGGUCUUGGUUUCAGCAGGCUUUUUGCAAUAUGCACAAAUACCAAUCAGGUUAUCAAGUCUAUAGAGAUGUAGUCAUAUAUUAAUUGGCCUGGACACUAUUUAUUCACUCCAGACUACUUGAAUAUUGUCAGAUUUCCCCAUUUUACAUGGUAACUAUAAUCGUUUUUAUUCACUUCUGCUCAGUAGAAAAACAUUGUAUAUCUGCCUUUAAACAAACAAAUUGGAUUUCUCUACCAAUGACACUAACAGAAGAUGUACGACACUUGUAUUUCCACAUAAUUUCAUUUUAGUAAACGAUCAGCUUGUGCAAGCCGAAAAACAUUGAUGUCAUUUUUCUACAGGUCCUAAAUUGUAUUAAAUUUAAUGAUGUGAAGAUAAUCUAUUAUAUUUCUCUUAUCAAUUGUACUAAUUAAAUUAUGAUCACACUGCAUUUAAAAUAAAAAUAUGAGACAGUUAACUAAAA